Messenger RNA from Theobroma cacao (cacao), 555 nucleotides. RefSeq names its product pyridoxine/pyridoxamine 5'-phosphate oxidase 1, chloroplastic-like. Lineage: Eukaryota; Viridiplantae; Streptophyta; Magnoliopsida; Malvales; Malvaceae. The record is from RefSeq and is a predicted model, not a curated record.
GUACUAUAAUUUUAUGGUAUUGUUUUUAUUAUUCUUAUUUUUAUGUAUCUAACCGGUAAAAAAAAAAAUUCAGAUAAUCUAAAACAAAGGAAAACAAUGUUGGGAGUGUUACGCAAAGGCGGAAGAAUGAUAUGCUCGCUUCUCACCCAAGCACCAUUCCCUCUCGCUUAUUGUAGCUCUCCUUCUUCAAUUUACGAAGCCAAACCUUCUGGUUAUCUCCCUCGCUUCUCCUCGGGUUUUCUGUGUCCAAUUUCCUGCUCUGCAAUCCGAGCGUUGUGUUCGAAAUCCGGUAAAGUGGGAGGAAUGGCGUCGUCGCUGCAAAAUCAGGGUUCUAUUACGUACCUAACUCAGCGAGAAGCUGCCGAGAUUGAUGAGAUUCUCAUGGGUCCUCUUGGCUUUAGCGUUGAUCAGUUAAUGGAAUUAGCUGGUUUAAGCGUCGCCACAUCGAUGGCUGAGGUUUAUAAACCAAGCGAGUAUAAUACGAGAAUGUCAAAUAUAUAUAUUAUGCAUGUUGCCACGUGUAGACGCUCGGGUAGCUAAGAAAUAAAGACGCCC